UCUCGCCUUGUGACACAAUUAUGAGCAGAAAAUAAUUUUGUAUCACUUGUCCACUUGCUGCCUACACAAAUCGUUCAAGAGUAAUUUCUGGUGGACUCGACGGAUUGUGCAGUGUUUUGGAAGGUGCUCAUAAUUCCGGUCAGCCGUUUUUCGUGGAAUAAAACCAUAGCAGAAAAUUUAAUAGUCAUUGGGUACAAUCAGGAAAAAAAUCCCAUUUGUGAACACGGACCAACAGUACUUUUCAGACUGCCUAGCAUAAACGGGAGUCAUUCGAAACAGUUUUUCGCCUGUAGUGCCAGUCGAGAUGGGUCGUGCACAUUUAGGAUCAAUCAAGGUUCGAGUAAAAAAAACACACAUUCAAAUAAGUCGAAUGAAAGAUACGUGAUGAUUCGUAACACUCCAGUGUCUCGAAAAGUUUUUUGUAUUAAAUGUCAGGAAUUGGUUGUGGAAUCGGAAAUAAAAAAUCAUGUAAAUCAUCCAUUUCUCAAUAAAUUAACGGAAAAAAUGUUGAAAGAACCAACACGCAUCUUAUCACCGUUGAGCGUUGAUAAAUCCGAAGCGCAAUAUUUUUUCACUGGCAGUACGCUACUUUGUAUAUAUGGAAUCUUCAAACAACUCAAAAUAACUAAAGUUGUAUGUUUGGGUGCCCCAAGACUACAUGAAUAUUUAGUUACAAAAACAAAGAUCGUUUCGUUGUUACUGGAUAUCGACAACCGAUUUCGUUGGUUUUAUAACGAUACUCGUUUUCUGCAAUACAAUAUGUUCAACAACUACUUCUAUGAUGGAACAUCCGCGCAGAAUGUAUUGAUCCAAUUUUUAAAAAUUGUUGGGUCCAGUGAUAUCAUAUGUAUUUUUGCCGAUCCUCCAUUUGGCUGCCGUUCGGAACUUCUGGCGCAAACCAUUCGACAAUUGAAUGAACUUUACAACCAAACCAACUCAUAUAUUCAAAACAUCUUACCAGUAUUUUGGGUAUAUCCAUAUUUCAUGGAAAUCUAUAUUCGAAAAGAAAUUCCUUCAAUGGAAAUGUCGGACUACCGAAUUAACUAUACAAACCAUAAAACCUACAAUAACAAUAAGAAGCAUUUGAAAAACGGUUCACCAGUUCGUCUUUUUACUAAUGUUGCUUUGGAUCUUUUCAGUUUACCAAAAAGUAAUUAUCAAUUUUGCUCAAAGUGUCACAAAUGGGUUAGUAGAUCAAAUAGACAUUGCGUGAUUUGUAACAAUUGUACUUCGAAAAAUAAUGUCACUUACCGGCAUUGUUUGAAAUGUAAUUGGUGUGUUAAACCAAACUAUCAACAUUGUGAUAAAUGUGGAAGAUGCUCCCAAGUUCAAGGACAUAUUUGUAAAUUGUAUAGAAAGAAAGUGACUUGUCGUAUUUGUCUUUUAAAAGGACACGUAGAAAAUAUGUGUAGUAUCUGGGAACAUAUAAAAGGAUGCAAACAAAAUGCUUCUGGCUGUGUAGUUUGUGGAUCUAAAUCUCACAUAGUAAGUGAUUGUUUAGAACGUAAGAGGCUCUUAAAUGAAGAAUAUUUUCUUGGUAGUUAUAAUAACAUUAUAAAUAUGAUGAAUUAAAAAAAAGCAUCAAAAAAGUAAAAAAAAACUUGUAGUAUGUAAUAUUAGAGACAUAACCACAAUAUUGACAUAGGACUGCUGUCGACAAGGAGCAUUUUAAAAAUGCACAUUUAUUUUGGUACAUUGUUCUACAAAUAAAUCAUCCAUUUCAAGUAGAA
This is a messenger RNA of Malaya genurostris, 1730 nucleotides long. Its product is annotated as rRNA N6-adenosine-methyltransferase ZCCHC4. Gene Ontology annotation, biological process: rRNA methylation. Gene Ontology annotation, cellular component: cytoplasm; nucleolus. The record is from RefSeq and is a predicted model, not a curated record. Lineage: Eukaryota; Metazoa; Arthropoda; Insecta; Diptera; Culicidae. The transcript is spliced from 5 exons. The coding region runs from base 385 to 1572 and encodes 395 amino acids. Gene Ontology annotation, molecular function: rRNA (adenine-N6-)-methyltransferase activity.